This is a messenger RNA of Aspergillus wentii DTO 134E9, 1288 nucleotides long. RefSeq lists its product as uncharacterized. The transcript has a single exon. The record is from RefSeq and is a predicted model, not a curated record. Bases 180 to 851 code for a protein of 223 amino acids. NCBI's taxonomy places the organism in Eukaryota, Fungi, Ascomycota, Eurotiomycetes, Eurotiales, Aspergillaceae.
CCAUGGAGAAGCCUAUGGUUUAAGCUGGAGUCUACAGUUUGUAAUUUCUGGUGUUAUCUGGCCAUUGAUGAACGAGGUUCGGAUAGAGAUACCACGUCUUUCAGUUACGUUAUUAUAGAUAUGGAUCGUACUUUAUAGCGCAGGAUCAAGCUCUCUGGUCAAGAGCUGACUGCUUCAAUAUGGUACUAAACGAGUGUGCAUUGGGGGACUCAAAAGAUGUUGUCUGUAUUUUAAUGAUCAAUCAUUCCAAAAGAAUUUCCUAUUUCAAGGCUGGCCUAACAACCUUCGGCACAAUAAAUGAAGCCACUGACUUGGCAAUCCCUAAUAUCCUCUGUCUUGAUGUUUAUAAGAUACUGAUGAUCUGGUCGGGUGGACCGUGGUGGUGUUUUGCAGUUGCACAAAAGCCUUUGAGCUGGUCAGCAGGAAGCAAACCACCUUCACAGCGACGACUUCCAGGGAUGCCUUCAACAGCCCCUGUCCAUCAAGAAGACAUCCUAAUUCAUAUCUGCAUGGAUGUCAAAAUCAAGAGUGACGAUGACCACGCGUGUCAGUCUCGAUCGGAACAAGCUGCCCCUCGUGUCUCCCUCUCGAGAUCCGCUGGAAUGCAGCCAACCCUACGCAGCCCAGUUAACCCAGAUCCAUCCCUCCCUCCGAAACAUCAACAAUUGGCAUAUUCAACGAAGCCAAAAACAAAGUCAAUAAAAUUAAUAAUUUUUUUCGACUGUCGGGUGAUAUUCAGAGCAAUGAUUCUCACGUGGUCUGAUGCUGUUCCUGGCUGUUUAGUCGUCGCCGGAACUCUUCUGCCUUACUCCACCUUUCGUCACUCCCCAGGGACCUCGAAUGCGGGAUAAAUUGAACCGUUGCAACCGCUUCACUUGUUUGACUUUCAGGAUUCACCUUGGCUUUUAUUAUCAGACGGUCGAGCCAGUUGCGCCAGGUCAGUAAAGCCCUACAUACCUCUCUGUGGGGACCAAUUCACGCCAGCUUCAAGACAAUUGCUCUUUGUCGCGGUGAUUGCCCAUUCCGCUUCCCUGGUUCCUGCAUUGUUCGGCCCCUUUGGGAGCCUCAAUGAAUGUGUUUUAUUCCAUGUGUCCAAUUGUCCAUGCUUCAAUUGGUGUACUGACUGACGGCUGACUAGAUCGACAUACUCGAAAUAUUCCCCCAGGGCCAUUCACUGGAAGCUGUCAUUGGGUGUCACUCGAUUGGGGUUGGAUGAUUGCUUGCCUGGGAUUCACGCUAGCUGUGAGCCAGUGAAUGGAAUUUGUUUACCUUUUAUAUCGGUGAGCUA